This is a messenger RNA of Anopheles merus, 870 nucleotides long. RefSeq names its product dolichol-phosphate mannosyltransferase subunit 1 (gene Dpm1). Lineage: Eukaryota; Metazoa; Arthropoda; Insecta; Diptera; Culicidae. Gene Ontology annotation, molecular function: dolichyl-phosphate beta-D-mannosyltransferase activity. Gene Ontology annotation, cellular component: endoplasmic reticulum membrane. Bases 151 to 870 code for a protein of 239 amino acids. The record is from RefSeq and is a predicted model, not a curated record. Gene Ontology annotation, biological process: GPI anchor biosynthetic process; protein O-linked glycosylation via mannose. The transcript is spliced from 3 exons.
UUGCCAGCUGUGGUGUUUUGACGUGGAUUUUGUUUGUUUGUUGAUCGUACGGAUUCUCUUUCUACCAAAACCAGAUUUGUUUGGUAUAUUUGCCGCAUAGAACAGUUUUCAAAAUAGUUUACGGCUACCAUUCCCACCAUACGGUCAAACAUGGCAAAGGAAAAGUAUUCCAUUCUGCUGCCGACGUACAAUGAACGUGAAAACCUUCCAAUCAUUAUCUGGCUGAUUGUGAAGUACAUGCAAGAGGCGAAAAUCAAUUUCGAAGUGAUCGUCAUCGACGAUGGCAGUCCGGAUGGGACACUGGACGUUGCAAAGCAGCUGCAAAAAAUAUACGGCGAAGAUCGCAUCCUUCUCCGGCCGAGGGCAGCAAAGCUGGGCCUGGGAACUGCCUACAUUCAUGGAAUAGAGCACGCCACUGGCGAUUACAUCAUUAUCAUGGAUGCUGAUCUGAGCCAUCAUCCCAAAUUCAUUCCACAGUUUGUUGAGCUGCAGAAGAAAGGUGGCUUCGAUGUAGUGUCGGGAACUCGGUACAAGGGAACCGGCGGUGUGUAUGGAUGGGACUUCAAGCGAAAGCUCAUCUCACGUGGAGCUAACUUCCUCUCCCAGUUGUUGCUGCGUCCGAAUGCGUCCGAUCUGACCGGAUCGUUCCGGCUGUAUCGUAAAGAGGUUCUUAAGGAACUGAUAUCACGCUGCACCUCGAAAGGAUACGUCUUCCAGAUGGAAAUGAUCGUCCGAGCCAGGCAGUUGAAUUACACCAUCGGAGAGGUUCCUAUAUCGUUUGUCGAUCGUGUGUACGGCCAGUCCAAGCUCGGUGGUUCCGAGAUAGUACAGUUUGCGAAAAAUUUGUUAUACCUGUUUGCCACUACGUAA